Messenger RNA from Hyaena hyaena (striped hyena), 2892 nucleotides. It is a transcript of the gene KLHL25, whose product is annotated as kelch like family member 25. The transcript is spliced from 3 exons. Bases 79 to 1848 code for a protein of 589 amino acids. NCBI's taxonomy places the organism in Eukaryota, Metazoa, Chordata, Mammalia, Carnivora, Hyaenidae. The record is from RefSeq and is a predicted model, not a curated record. Gene Ontology annotation, molecular function: protein binding.
CCGGGGCUGUGGAGCCUCGCGCGGCGACCGGGAGCCUCUGAGCGCGGCGGGCGGCGGCGCCCCAGCGGUCGGCUCAGCAUGUCGGUCAGCGUCCAUGAGACGCGGAAGUCGCGGAGCAGCACGGGGUCCAUGAACAUCACCCUCUUCCACAAAGCCUCCCACCCCGACUGCGUGCUGGCCCACCUCAACACCCUGCGCAAGCACUGCAUGUUCACGGACGUCACGCUGUGGGCGGGCGACCGCGCCUUCCCCUGCCACCGCGCCGUGCUGGCCGCCUCCAGCCGCUACUUCGAGGCCAUGUUCAGCCACGGCCUGCGGGAGAGCCGGGACGACACGGUCAACUUCCAGGACAACCUGCACCCCGAGGUGCUGGAACUGCUGCUGGACUUCGCCUACUCGUCGCGCAUCGUCAUCAACGAGGAGAACGCCGAGUCGCUGCUGGAGGCCGGCGACAUGCUGCAGUUCCACGACGUGCGCGACGCGGCCGCCGAGUUCCUGGAGAAGAACCUCUUCCCCUCCAACUGCCUGGGCAUGAUGCUGCUGUCAGACGCGCACCAGUGCCGCCGGCUGUACGAGUUCUCGUGGCGCAUGUGCCUGGUGCACUUCGAGACGGUGCGGCAGAGCGAGGACUUCAACAGCCUGUCCAAGGACACCCUGCUGGACCUCAUCUCCAGCGACGAGCUGGAGACGGAGGAUGAGCGCGUGGUCUUCGAGGCCAUCCUGCAGUGGGUGAAGCACGACCUGGAGCGGCGCAAGGCGCAUCUGCCCGAGCUCCUCCGGAGCGUGCGGCUGGCCCUGCUGCCCGCCGACUGCCUGAAGGAGGCCGUCUCCGGGGAGGCGCUCCUCAUGGCCGACGAGCGCACCCGGCUCAUCGUGGACGAGGCGCUCCGCUGCAAGACCAGGAUCCUGCAGAACGAUGGGGUGGUCACCAGCCCCUGCGCCCGGCCGCGCAAGGCGGGCCACACGCUGCUGAUCCUGGGCGGCCAGACCUUCAUGUGCGACAAGAUCUACCAGGUGGACCACAAGGCCAAGGAGAUCAUCCCCAAGGCGGACCUGCCCAGCCCCCGGAAGGAGUUCAGCGCCUCGGCGAUCGGCUGCAAGGUCUACGUGACCGGGGGCCGGGGCUCUGAGAACGGGGUGUCCAAGGACGUGUGGGUGUACGACACCAUGCACGAGGAGUGGUCCAAGGCGGCACCCAUGCUGAUCGCCCGCUUCGGCCACGGCUCUGCUGAGCUGGAGAACUGCCUCUACGUGGUCGGGGGACACACGUCCCUGGCAGGUGUCUUCCCGGCCUCCCCGUCUGUCUCCCUGAAGCAGGUAGAGAAGUAUGACCCCGGGGCUAACAAGUGGACCAUGGUGGCCCCGCUGAGGGACGGCGUCAGCAAUGCUGCGGUGGUGAGCGCCAAGCUGAAGCUGUUUGUCUUCGGGGGGACCAGCAUCCACCGAGACAUGGUGUCCAAAGUCCAGUGCUACGACCCCUCGGAGAACCGGUGGACCAUCAAGGCCGAGUGUCCGCAGCCUUGGCGGUACACGGCAGCCGCCGUGCUGGGCAGCCAGAUCUUCAUCAUGGGAGGUGACACGGAGUUCACGGCCGCCUCUGCCUACCGCUUCGACUGCGAGACCAACCAGUGGACGCGGAUCGGGGACAUGACCGCCAAACGCAUGUCCUGCCACGCCCUGGCCUCGGGCAACAAGCUCUACGUGGUGGGGGGCUACUUCGGGACCCAAAGGUGUAAGACCCUGGACUGCUAUGACCCCACGUCGGACACGUGGAACUGCAUCACCACGGUGCCCUACUCGCUCAUUCCCACUGCCUUUGUCAGCACGUGGAAACACCUGCCCUCGUGAGGAGCACGUGCAGAGCCCAGCCAGACUCCGCGUGUUUCUCCCCGCCCCAUGGCCGCAGCCCUCGCCGCCACAGAGUGGCCCUGACCCUGUCUGCCACCGCAGGAGGCCCGGCCCCCCCGGCUCUGGGAGCAGCAUUCUCAGGGCUGCUACGAGCUUCGGACAAGGGAAGAGAAGCUGUCUCGAGAGCCCCGUGUGUCUGCCUGAGGCCUUUUCCUCUCUGGUCUGCAGGUGGUCUGCAGGGGAGAGGACCUUCCAGAGGGACGCGGACCGACCCCAGGACUCCCUCGGCCUCGGGGCAAAGACACAUCCGCAGAUCCUGCCUGGGGGGCUGAGAGGAGCCGGGCAGGCAGCCUCGCCGUCUCCCUGUCGUGGUGGUAAAGUCACCCAGCGGAGGGUGUCUCAGGCCUCGUGGAAGCAGGGUCCCCCGGCACCAAGAGCAGACGCUGCCUGGGCGGGAAUGGAGGCGGAAGCCCCUGGGGCGCCCUCACACCACCUGCAGGGCUUCCUGAGUAAAUGACCCCGAGACCCCAGUCUUAGAGCAGAAACCCCCGGGCCCCUCCCCACCCCAUCCUGGUCAGGCCAGCUGUGCCAGGUGCAGAAGACACUUGAGCCCCAUCACAACGGGACCCCGAGCCCCGAGCCCUAUUAGACGGGGGGAUGCCCUCGGGGGCCACCCCGCCUUCCCCUCAGAGCCUGCCUGUCCUGGGAGCCCACCCCAAGAGGUGGCAAUGGCCUUGUCAUCUGCUGACAUGACCGUGCGGGCUCUCAGACCAGGAGCAGGUGUGAGAGGGGACCACAGGGUCACUCUAGAGCCCCCCGGCAUGGAGGACAGCAGCAAGGCCCGUGGUCCCCGGCCCCCAGCCGCUGGGUCCCUCCUCAGCGUGUCCCCCGUGUCUGGGGCCCUGGAGGGGUCCGCUCACACCUGGAAUCGGGGUUUCUGGAUCAUCCCUUGCCGGGCGCCGCCGGAGUGGGAAGCGGCCUGCGCCAAACCCAAGGCUUCCCCGCCGCCUGCCGUUCGCUCGGUGCCGCUUGGCCGGUCAGGGC